Gasterosteus aculeatus aculeatus (three-spined stickleback) is the source of this 3048-nucleotide messenger RNA. It is a transcript of the gene zdhhc8a, whose product is annotated as zDHHC palmitoyltransferase 8a. Gene Ontology annotation, molecular function: palmitoyltransferase activity. The record is from RefSeq and is a predicted model, not a curated record. Gene Ontology annotation, biological process: protein palmitoylation. Lineage: Eukaryota; Metazoa; Chordata; Actinopteri; Perciformes; Gasterosteidae.
GCUGUCGGCUUUAAAGGGAUUUGAUACAUAUAAAUAUAUAUUUAUUUUCUAUAUAUCCCUCCUCCCCUUUGACUAUGUUUGCCACUGCCCCGCGCUCUGAGGUUGACGCGGCGCUCAGUCCGGGGAAGGAACAGGGGAGCCGAACAAGCGGGUCCUGGCGCGGUGCUGCGUUCGCGGUCGCUUCCGUCAUGAGACGCCGGUGAGCGCGCGGGGAACAGGAUGCCCUUCGGCGGCGCCGACUCACUGAAGCCCAGCGCCUUCAUCCCGGUGUGCACGGCCGCCUGCCUCCUGGUCGGCUCCACCUCCCUGUUCUUCGUCUUCACAUGCCCGUGGCUGGCUGUAAAUAUCUCCCCUGCUGUGCCGCCAUGCUGUGCCAUCCUCUUCCUUUUUGUGCUCGCCAACUUCACCAUGGCAACCUUCAUGGACGCCGGCGUGCUCCCGAUGGCCAACGAGGACGAGGACAAGGACGACGAGUUCCGCGCUCCGCUGUACAAGAACGUGGACGUAAAGGGCGUCCAGGUCCGGAUGAAGUGGUGCGCUUCGUGCCAUUUUUACCGGCCUCCCCGCUGCUCCCACUGCAGCGUUUGUGAUCACUGUGUGGAGGACUUUGACCAUCACUGUCCCUGGGUGAACAACUGUAUCGGGAGGCGAAACUACCGCUACUUCUUCCUGUUUCUGUUGUCGCUGACAUUUCACAUGAUCGGUGUCUUCAGCUUCGGACUCAUAUACGUCUUGCACCACAUGGACGAACUGUGGAAGCUGCACUGCACUGUCACUUUGGUAGUGAUCAGCAUAUCAGGACUGUUUCUUCUCCCGGUCCUGGGGCUCACUGGUUUCCAUUUUUACCUGGUGUCCAGAGGUCGCACCACCAAUGAACAAGUAACUGGGAAGUUCCAAGGAGGAGUAAAUCCUUUCACACGAGGUUGUUGCAACAACUUGGAGUAUCUGGUUUGCAGCCCAAUCUCUCCAAAGUACACAGCGAGGCCCCGUAACAAAGCGGUGAUCCACGUUCAGCCUCCGUUCCUGAGACCGGAGAUUGACCGGCAGAGGCAAAUGAAAGUGAGGGACAAUGGGACUCAGAGGCAGGAUCUCCAAAAUAAACGCACUUCAGCCGGAGGUGUCGAGCUGUCAGACAUCAAGCAAAUGAACACUCCUCCACCACUGCCACCAAAGCCGGAUCACAGCCCGCCCAAAAGCCAACUGGCUGUCGUGGAUGAUGUGCGACACCAUACCAAAUGUAUCAUUCCUGUAUCCAUUCCCACCGUGCCACAACUCCGGCCUGUCUUGGAUGCCAUAUCCAGAGGAUCGUCACCCAUUCCUCCAGAGCAGUUGCUGAAGACAUCAGAGCAGCAAGGGAGCGACAAGGGUCCCGACGUCCGCUCCGAACUCCAAAAAAGCCCUCGGAGGAGCAGCCAGCCGGCCGGCCUUCCCGUCCAGACCAACACCAUCUCAACCUCGAUGCAGCUCAACUCUCUGACGCUCAACAGCCGAUCUCUCACCCUCAAACACGGCAAUCGCCAUGGCAGCAAAUCCCAGCUCCCUGCAAUGCGCGGUGACGGUAUGGGAUCCAAUCCCCCGCCGGGGAUCAUUAGCUCGUCCAGCUUGCUGGCCAACCAGAGCAGCAGUGUCUCGUAUGAUAACCUCAUUAACCCCUCAGAUCCUCCGUUCCUGCCUCAGAGAGGUGCUCCUCCAGUUGGCUACCACCCUCACUUUUUGGCUAUGGGCAUGGACGGGUCCGUGUUGCAGCGCCCCCCUCCUCGCGGCUAUAGUCCCGUGUUUAUGGGCGUCACCAGACAGUCUCCGCAGCAUCGGGACAUCUCGCCUUCUCUGCAGGGCCGCACCUCGAGGGAGCCCUCACCUUCCUUCCAAGGUUUCCCUCAAAGAGACCCUGGUCCGGCGUUCCAAGGGCUGAUGUCCAGAGACCUCGCAUCCCAAAGCGUGACAUCACGAGACCUCAGCCCCACAGGUCCGACGAUGCGAGAUAAGACCUCUCAAGGUCUACGAGACGGCCUUUGCGAUCUCGCCUCGCAGGGUUUGACGCCUCAGAAGACCGCACCCGUGCGCUACGACAACUUUUCCAAAACCAUCAUGGCAUCGAUCCACGAGCGACGAGAGGUUGAGGAGAGGGACAGGAUGCUGCGUCUCCAAGCCAGGUCCCAGGCCCUCUAUGGCCCAGAUGUGGGGAUCUAUGACAUCCCCAGCAGGAGGAGUCUACCACCAGACAACACCAGACCUCCGGGCUCCCGUGGACCGACUCCUCCGGCCUACGGCUCCAGGGAGUUCCUGAUGAGUACGGGCAUCCUCGGUUACGGCAUGAGGACCUCGCCUCUGUCCAGCUCCUCCACGUCGUCUCUGACUCGAGGCCCGAAAACGUCCAGCUCUCCGCUGCAGAGCAGCAGCAGCAGCAGCUUGCAAAGCAAGGGCAGGUCUUCCUCUCCGGCUUACUGCCCUCCUGACAGACAGACUCAACCCCUCCCUUCCUCCACGUCCACUCUGCCCCGCUUGGCCUCCUCCUCCACCCCCGCAUACGCCUCCUAUGCCACCGCAAAACGAUCCUCGCUCCCAUACUCCUCAGAGGGGAAGGAUGCCGUCGCCCUGGGAGCGCUGAAAUAAUGUGAAAAUAGUCAAUGUCUGAUGGUGUGAAUUGAUCAUCUAUGCAGUGUUAGUCUCAGUCUUCGCAGCUCCAAAAUACUUUGUAAAUACGAGGCCAUAUGGGACUUUACUGUGUGGGAGGGAGAAUACACAGUGAAGGAUAAACUUAGAAAUACUCUUGAAACAUCAUGCAAGUUUAACAAAUCCGAAAAACGGUGAAUCUCAGGAUAGUCGUGCCUCCUCUUUACAAAACAGAGCGAGCUCUAUAAACUCAGUCACAGCAGAACAGCUAUGUAAAGAAUACAUAUUAACUUAUUAUCUGUUUGUAUGUGUUUUGAUAUUGCUUUUGUGAAACAAUGUAACACCAUAUCACUUCAUAUGUCUCCCGCUGCAAAAUACCCAUUUUAAUAGAAUUUUGUAGUUGUUUAUAUGAAUAAACUUAUUUUGUAAUUUUCA